GCAAUGUUCGGUUAUAUAUGUAGUGAUUUGUUAAGUUGAAACUAUGUCAAAAUACACGAUUAUACAUCUUAGUGGAGAAUAUUGUAAUAAAGUACUACGUGUUGAUGACACAGAAUUUGAAAGAUAUUCCUAAUGAUAACCCUAUGGUGUUUUACAAAUACCAUUAAAGUUCCACAGCCAUAUGGAUGGGUAAUGAAAGGAGUCAGCCAACAGGACUGUCAAUUGAUGAAACAGCGACUGAAGUAACUGACAGCUGGUCACUUCAUGGAGCAACUUAUGCAGUUGGAAGUGUGCCAAAGAUAUCUGUUUUUGUCACAUCAUGUAGUAAUUCCUCUGAAGUCUCUCAGUUGGAAAAAUUCACAAAGAAUGUUAUGUUAUACCGUCAUCCUUGCAUCUUAAAAUAUGUAGCAAGCUGGAAGAAAGGAUGGAAGUUUCACUUGGCCACAGAACAAGUACAGCCUCUUGCUCAGGUUCUUCCCUCUCAAACUGCACUCCAAGUCUGUGUGGGUCUGCAGAACAUUCUGAAAGCUCUGGUCUUCCUUCACGAAUCUGGGUCAGCAUCACAUAAUAAUGUUUGUAGGGCUGCUAUAUAUGUCACUCAAGGAGGUUCAUGGAAGCUAGGAGGAUUAGAGUAUCUUUGCAGGUAAAACCAAACUGCUUUUUAGAAUGGAU
Messenger RNA from Homalodisca vitripennis (glassy-winged sharpshooter), 672 nucleotides. RefSeq names its product protein-associating with the carboxyl-terminal domain of ezrin-like. The coding region runs from base 186 to 647 and encodes 153 amino acids. The record is from RefSeq and is a predicted model, not a curated record. Lineage: Eukaryota; Metazoa; Arthropoda; Insecta; Hemiptera; Cicadellidae. The transcript has 4 exons.